GUGAUUGACAAGCUCGUGAAAAAUUCGCAUGGCCAUAGGAGGGCUUUUUGACAAGUGCUUUGCAUGUUGACAUGAGCAUCCAUAUCUUUUCCGUCUAGGGAAGGAGAUCAUGCCAACUGUUCCUUCCCCGGCUAUUACUUAUUACUCUUUAGCGUAUUUCUUUCCUCUCACGCUAGCUUUCUCAGCUGUGCAUAUGACGUAAAAUGAAGCCUACCACAAAGCCAUAUUAAGACGCUAACAGAUAGACAUCAUGGACAGGCUAAAUUCUCCCUAUUUCGUUUCCUCCUCCUCCUCUCCCCUUAGAAGGCUCCAAUUAUCUAGGCUUUCUUAUCCAGCAAGGAACGUUCCUGUUAAUUUCUCCUUCUAUCGUGCCUAUUCCAUAUUGGACAUCUAUUUGUGCCAGGCGUUUACUACUUUCGCUGUUGCUUCAUUCCUAUAUAAUUUGCUGAUAUUUUUCCUGGCACACACCAAUGUCGUCUGCUUCUGUCAACAAGCUGUCGUCGGAGCACGACUCUAUCCACAAGGAGGACCUGCACCCAGACCAUCCCGAGGACUACCUGAGGGAGGGUGAGCGCUGGGCCACCGAGGAGGACAUGAGCACGCUUCGGCGCGUCAGUGACCGUCUGCCAAUUGCUGCAAUAUUUGUAGUGCUGACCGAGUUCUGCGAGCGCUUCACAUACUUUGGCAUCACUGGUCCGUUCCAGAACUACAUCCAGAACGGCUACAAGGUCCCUGAUUCCGACCCAGGAGCCAUCAACGGCGGCCAGUCGAUGGCGACUGGACUGGGCAACUUCUUCCAGUUCUGGUGCUACCUGACCCCGAUUCUUGGUGCGGUUAUUGCCGACCAGUGGCUGGGCAAGUACAAGACCAUUCUGCUGUUCGGAUGCAUCUACACGCUGGGCGACCUGAUUCUGACCCUGACGUCAAUUCCCGCAUCGAUUCGGCAUGGCGGUGCACUGCCUGGCCUCAUUAUCGCCAUGAUUACGAUUGGUCUAGGCACUGGUGGUAUCAAGGCAAACGUGUCGCCAAUGGUUGCUGAGCAGUACGGACGGUAUCGUCCGUUUGUGCGCAAGAGGAAGGACGGCACUGAGGUGGUGGUUGAUCGGGAGGUCACGGUGCAGUCGAUCUUCAACUGGUUCUACUGGUCCAUCAACGUGGGUGGAUUGUCGGCGAUUGCAACAACGGAGAUAGAGUCAAACAUUGACUUCUGGCCGGCGUAUUUGCUACCUACGUGCAUGUUCGUUGUGUGCGUGACAGUGUUUUACUUAGGUCGCAACCAGUAUGUGGUCACCAAACCCACCGGGUCAAUCAUCUUGAAAGCAUACCGUGUGAUCCGCGCCGGUAUCAAGAACCACAAGGCGGCGAAGGUUGAGAACCGGUUGAUCGUGAACGAGACGACCAACAAGCCGAUCAACUGGCUGCACUACGCCAAGCCGUCGUACAAUGUGGCGGGCCUGAACAUGGACUGGGACGACAAGUUCGUCGAGGAGCUGAGCGUGGCGGUGCGCGCGUCCAAGAUCUUCCUGUGCUACCCAGUGUUCUGGCUCUGCUACGGGCAAAUGUCGAACAACCUGGUGUCGCAGUCCGGCCAGAUGAUCACUGGCAAGGUACCGAAUGACAUUAUGCAAAAUAUCGACCCGCUGGUCAUCAUCAUCCUGAUCCCCUUUUUUGACCGCCUCAUCUACCCUGGCUUCCGUCGCUGCGGCCUCGAACUUCGCCCUGUCACCCGUAUCACCCUGGGCUUCACGUUUGCUGCUGUCGCAAUGGCAUAUGCCGCCGUGGUGCAGCACUUCAUCUACAAGACUGGCCCAUACUACGAGCACCCGUCGGAAAAAGUCAGCGGUGUGCACCAUGGCAACAACGACAUCUCUGCUGCUAUUCAGGUGCCAUGCUACAUUCUUGUGGCAAUAGCUGAAAUCUUUGCUUCAGUCACUGGUCUCGAGUACGCAUACAAGAAGGCGCCUGAGAGCAUGAAGUCGAUUAUCAUGUCGCUGUUCCUGCUGACCAAUGCCGGUGGUUCAAUCCUGGCGUUCUGCUUCAACUCGAUUUCCACCAACCCGCACCUUGUCAAGAACUUUGCCAUUGUCAGUGGCCUCAUGGCUGCAUUUACAGUCCUUUUCUAUAUUUGUUUCCGCGAGUAUGACCAGCAGGACCAGGAUGCAUACCUUAGCCAGCUCGAGUAUAAGAAGAAUUGAACAGAUUUUUGGUGGAAUCUAUUUAUCACUGUUGACAUUCGGGGUCUGGAGUUCCCCUGCGCCACCAUAGACAUGGCCGAAACGCAUACGUACAAAGGCCCAGACAGACGACCAGCCUCCCUUCUUC
Molecule: messenger RNA, 2322 nt
Organism: Linderina pennispora
Lineage: Eukaryota; Fungi; Kickxellomycota; Kickxellomycetes; Kickxellales; Kickxellaceae
Product: di/tri peptide transporter 2
Exons: 1
Coding region: 471-2195 (574 amino acids)
Biological process (GO): transmembrane transport; oligopeptide transport
Cellular component (GO): plasma membrane; fungal-type vacuole
Molecular function (GO): dipeptide transmembrane transporter activity; tripeptide transmembrane transporter activity
Source: RefSeq, a predicted model, not a curated record